UUCAAAACAAAACAAAGCCCUGUUUAUGUUUAAAAACACUCCACUACACGGCAGUGCAAACUGACUCUGUCUCUGACUCCAUUACUCUACAAUGGCGACGAGCGUAGAUUGGGAUGGUUCAUCCCUUAGGGCGCUGAGCAAGUGCAUACGCUCCCUCCAAAUUGAACUCGAAGACCCAAUUUUCCAAGCCAACCCCACCGUCUCAAACCUAAUCGACCAACUCCACGACCUUCUUCAACCUCUCUCUUCCGCCCUAAUUCACCAACAUCCUUUUCGUGAUCCUGCUUCUUCUCUGCCUCGCCAUCACGAAAAGAAGAUUGAUGGAGCUAUUCCUACCUUAAGGCAGAUUGAAAUAGAAGCUAUAGCUGCUGCCACCCCUAUAACGUACCUUCCAAGGGACCUUUUGCUCCUAAUUCAUGAACACCUACUGGCAUCUGGAUUGUUACAAACUGCUUCAAUGUUGCUUAAAGAGGCUCAGUUGAAACCUUUGCCAACAUUGGUUGCCCCAUCUUCUCUUGUGCAACAACCCUACUCACAGGAAGCUCCUCCAAUACAACUUCAGUGGCCUUCUGCUCCAGUUCCAGGAUUUCUGUCUAAGAAAUUAAAUCUUAAUGCAGAGGAUAAGGAUGUUGAAUCUCAGUAUGAGACUCCAAUAAUCUUGCCAAUGAAACAUAAGUUAUCUGAUUUAAAGGAUAUAGGAGUGUCGUCAUCAUCUGGAAAGCGAUUGAAUGUUGGGGAUCUAGGAUUUCAUUCUCCUAUUUGUCCAACUCCAAGUGUGAUACGUAAAAGUAGCCUGCAGACUGAUGCCACUGUGCUUUAUACACCAAGUUCCAAUCUGAGAAAUCAACAAGGGCCCUGUACAGCUGAUUAUGUGGAUGAGAGUCAAAGAAGUAUGCCAAAUCUAGGUCAGAUUACACCAUCCUCUCUGGUAAUUAAUGAUCAUCUGCCCAAUUACCCAGAACGUAUAACAUUAGAUUCUCUAGUGGUUCAGUAUCUGCAGCAUCAGCAUUGCCAGUGCCCAACUCCUAUUAUCACUCUUCCAUCACUUUCUCUUUUGCACCCUCAUGUUUGUGCUGAACCCAAGCAAAGUCUUGAUGCCCCUUCUAAUGUGACAUCUCGUCUUGGUACACGUGAAUUUAAAUUUAUGUAUCAUGUACAUGGAAAUCGCAGGGAUCGUAAAUUUGUUUAUAGCCAAUUCAGACCAUCGGGCACUGCUGCUGAUGUUUACUCGUUAACAGGCAUUACGUUUCUUGGGGACUCUCCUUUUAUUGCUGUUGGAAACAACAGUGGAGACAUCCAAUUUUGGGAUACUACUUCAUUGAAGCACCAUGACGACACCUAUCAUUAUGAAGAAUGUCACAGAGAUCCCUUGACACUUAUUCAGUCUUUUAUUUCUGCUGACUGCCAGCUGUUGCUUUCUUCAAGUUCCGAAGAUGUAAAGUUGUGGAAUGUUUCAUCAUUUUUAAAUGACAAUGUUUGGGACGAAUACGAAAAUGUAAUCCAUUUUUUUCAUGGAUGCAAGGCUGCCAGGUUUAGCCACUCAGGGAAUGUUUUUGCAGCCUUGUCAUCGGAAUCUGCACCACAGGAAAUCAAGUUAUAUGAUAUCGAAACAUGUGAGCUAGAGUCUAUGUUGUUAUAUACUUCUACAAAUUUUGCCAGUAGGGGUCAUCUUUAUUCUCCAAUCCAUUUUAGCCAUUCUGACUCAAUGCUGCUUUGGAAUGGUGUCUUGUGGGACCGUAGGGUUUCUGGGCCUGUUCAUCAUUUUGAUCAGUUGACAGACUUUGGGGGUGGAGGCUUUCAUCCUGCUGGCAAUGAGGUUAUUAUAAACUCUGAAGUGUGGGAUCUGCGCAAGUUCAGACUUCUUCGUAGUGUACCUUCAUUAGAUCAAACAACAAUAACAUUUAAUGCUCAUGGAGAUGUAAUAUAUGCUAUUCUAAGGAGAAAUAUUGAGGAUGUAAUGUCAGCAUUUCACACACGCCGGGUCAAGCAUCCGCUUUUUGCAGCUUUCCGCACUGUGGAUGCAGUGAAUUAUUCUGAUAUUGCUACUACCCCAGUGGAACAUUGUGUGCUUGAUUUUACUACUGAGCCAACAGAUUCAUUUGUAGGGUUGGUUACUAUAGCAAAACAUGAUUGGUAUAUUGAAUAUGAAGAUUCAGAUUCAGAUGAAAGUCUUCUUCCAGAGACGUGGGGCUGUGUCAAAAUCUAUGAAAUUGGUCAUCGAAGUCCAACCAAUGACGAUUGAUGACACAAGUAAAGAAAGGAUGAACAAAUUGUAAGUGAGCUUGAUCAUGGUAGAUUGCUUGAUGACGAAGAUGGAGAGUUCAUCAUGGAUGAUGUAUAGAGCUGGAAGGAAGAACUGGUAUAGUGGGCAUUGUAAAUGAAGUCAACAAGGAUGAAGAUGAAGACAAAUAUUUGAAUCUUUUUGUAGUGGUGAAGAAGAUUUUGGUUUGGAGUAUUAACUAUUGAUCAAAUGGUUUGAGAGGCUUUAAUUAUUGUUAUUUUUUCUUGUUUAUAUCCAUUUUAUGACGAGAAAUUUUUGGUUCAAAAUUUUGCUGUGUUAACUUCCAUGAACAGAUUCUCCAUGCUUGGCUACAUACUUCACCCAAAGAAAAAAGAUUCUCCACCAUAAAACUUAUCUCUCAUAAUGCAAUAAUGCCAGUUUCUCUCUCCAUCUUUGUCUCGUAUCCAUCCCCUCCUCUCUUUCUCUAUUUACUGUUUUCUGGAAGCAGCUAAGCUAAUCAGCUAAAGUGCUUAACAUAGCAAAAUCUUUUCUGGUAUCCAGAGAUCUGUUCUUAGCUUUUCUGCUUUGCUUUUAAAUGCCUCAACUUUGUUACUUUCUGAGAAUUUCCAUCCGGGGCCUUUACUUGGCACUUUCCAUAAAUUUGGUCUUGCUUUUGCGUCACUGAUUCACCCUGUUGUGUUCUAAACUUUUCCACUUUGAUUUCAAGGCUGGUUGCAGAAUAAAUCAACAUGCUUAUUGAAACCCAGGAAUAAAAAAACCAGCUUUGAGGUUCAAAUUUGAUAUACUUUAUAAAAGAGGAUGGAUUUGAUUUUCUAUUGGUCUUUGAUUCUGGUUAUCUUGGUUCAUUGUUUGUGGAGUUGAUGGGGUGGAAAGUUUAGGGGGUGCCUUGUUCUUGUGAUCUUUGCUGGACUGUUGGUGGGUUUGGAGAGUGGAAUUGGUGUUUCAUCGGGGCACACAAGCAACAUACCAUUUGCUACCAUCCACUGUGGUUAAAAUGCUAUAGGACAAUGGUUUUAAAAAGUUAAGCUUUUUGAUGCUCACCCUGAUUUUAAAUGCUCUAAAGAAGUCUGGGAUUCAGGUGAUGGUGGGUGUACCAAAUGUCAUGCUCUACACAAUGGCUAACAGUACGUAAGCAGCUGAAAAAUGGGUUUCCAAGAAUGUUUCAGCUCAUCUCAUCUGGGGGAGUGGACAUCAGGUAUGUUGCAGUGGGAAUGAACCUUGUCAACUUAAAAUGGUACCUUGGAAGCUAUGACACUUCCAGAUCUUCAAACCAUCCAAUCAGCCCUUGUUAAAACUGGUUUAGGCAAUCAGGUUAAAGUCACAGUCUCUCUAAAUGCCAACGUGUAGCAGAGUGCUCAAGUACCUUCUGAUGGUGACUUCAGGCAAGACAUCCAUGAUCUCAUGGUGCAGACUGUCAAGUUCUUGAGCCAGAACAAUCUAUAUCCUUUCAUCAGCCUCUACUGAGACCCCAAGUUUCCUGUUGAUUAUGCCUUUUUCAAUGGCUUUCAGUCUCCCAUAAUUGAAGAAGGAAGGAUCUAUGACAAUGCCUUUGAUGCCAACCAUGAUACUCUAGUUUGGGCACUGCAGAGAAUGGUUUUGGAAACAUGCCCACAAUUGUAGGUGAAGCUGGGUGGCCUGCGGAUAGAGACAGAAAUGCAAACCUUCAAUACGCACAACGGUCUAACCAAAGCUUUAUGUCGCGUUACAUUGCUGGAAAGGGGACACCAAUGAGGCCUGGUCCUAUGGAUGUUUACUUGUUUAGUCUCUACCAAAUAGAGUAUAAAGGAUUAGAAAUAACUCACUAGACCAAAUAAAUUAAUUAUUUAAUAUACAAUAAAUAUGAUAUAUAUACUGCAUUAA
Molecule: messenger RNA, 4102 nt
Organism: Glycine soja
Lineage: Eukaryota; Viridiplantae; Streptophyta; Magnoliopsida; Fabales; Fabaceae
Product: DDB1- and CUL4-associated factor homolog 1-like
Exons: 5
Coding region: 92-2242 (716 amino acids)
Biological process (GO): protein ubiquitination
Cellular component (GO): Cul4-RING E3 ubiquitin ligase complex; nucleus
Molecular function (GO): protein binding
Source: RefSeq, a predicted model, not a curated record